Messenger RNA from Toxorhynchites rutilus septentrionalis, 373 nucleotides. RefSeq names its product cuticle protein 19-like. The record is from RefSeq and is a predicted model, not a curated record. Lineage: Eukaryota; Metazoa; Arthropoda; Insecta; Diptera; Culicidae. The transcript has 2 exons. Gene Ontology annotation, cellular component: extracellular matrix. The coding region runs from base 56 to 373 and encodes 105 amino acids.
GGAACAGCGUUUGCUGCUACUACCGUUUGUAAAUCAAAGCCGCUAAACAUCGACAAUGUUCAAGAUUAUCGUACUCACCGCUUAUCUCUUAGUGCUGGCUUCGGCUUACGAAGAUUAUCACAGUUAUCCUAAGUACAAGUUCGAAUAUGGAGUUAAGGAUUAUCAUACCCACGACCAUAAGAGUCAAUGGGAACAUCGUGAUGGGGACCAUGUGAAGGGAGAAUACACUCUGGAUGAAGCUGACGGAACGCAUCGUAUUGUUGAGUAUACUUCGGACCAUAAGACCGGAUUCCAGCCUCACGUUGAGCGCAAGGGACAUGCUCAUCAUCCCCAUCACGGAGAAAGCUAUGCCAACAUUCAUCAGCACUACUGA